CUUAGUAGCCAAGACGUAAGGAGUGUUUAUCUCGUGACAUACAGUCAAGCCGAUAUGGACAAAUUUGCCAGACGGGAAGAUUUUGCAAGUGCAGUAGUAGAAUCGUUUUCUCAAGGACGUGCCAAAGUAAAGCACUGGUCAUGUUGUUUGGAAGAACACAAGAAUGGAGGAUUACACUUUCAUCUAGCUAUAAAACUAGACCGAAAUCAACGUUGGAUAUCAUCGAAAACAUAUCUACUUGAUGUGUACGGAAUAAGCGUUCACUAUUCAAAUCGGCUUUAUAAUUAUUAUAGUGCGUGGAAGUAUGUUACGAAGUCCGACCCAUGCUACAUCGACAGUGAAGGACAUCCCCGUCUAGAUGACACGGAGCCACAGACAAGCUCUGCAAGCCGUUCGAGACGUCAACGUCGGAAAAGAAGUCGUGGAAAUACUACUAACUCGGAAAUAACAAGCGCGGAUGACGACGAGGAAGAUAGCGACGGGAAGUCCACUGCUAACUGGAGGAAAAAAAGGAGGAGACUUACCGCGUAUGAGGUGGGAGAAAUAAUUGUUCAAAGAAAUGUCACAACUCUUACAGAACUUCAAGCCUUAGCAUUUGAAAAAAAAAAACGAAGGCAAGACGGAUUUGGCGGAAUUUUUAGUUAACCGCAACCCAAAGGUUGUCACCGAUGUAUUACAAACUGCUUGGGAGAUCGAGAAUACGCCCAAGAAGUUGGCACGGUCGCGCAAAAGUCGCAUGGACCUUCUAGAGGAUGCUAAAACUGGCUCCUGUAUAACAGGUUGUCAUGGUGAGUGGUUAACGUGUGCACAACAAAUUUUACACAACAACGGCAUUUCUCUGGAAUUUUUCCGCACUGCUGUGAAGGAUUUACUGGUCAACGGGCGUGGAAAGUACAAGAAUAUUAUGUUAACAGGUCCAGCAAAUUGUGGGAAAACAUUUUUAUUGAACCCACUGACAACUAUCUACGACACAUUCAGCAACCCUGCAACAGGAACCUUUGCUUGGGUUGGGGUUGACAAAGCAGAAUGCAUUUUCUUCAACGACUUCCGCUGGUCUCCUCAAUUGAUCCCAUGGGAUGAUUUCUUGCUUCUACUAGAGGGUCAAACUGUACAUCUACCCGCCCCGAAGACCCAUUUCUCUAAGGACAUUACUGUGAAGUCCGAUACACCGAUUUUUUGUACUACUAAGUAUCCAAUUCUCUUUCUCUGGGAUAGCGGAAAAUCUGUUCCCUGUCUUAGACAAAACCCAGUGGCCUUGCCUCUGGAACUCCCGUGCAAUGCUCAGUGGAAGAGACUUCAUAUCACGUAUAUGGAUAGGUGUCCAACGUGCAUAGUUUACAUGAUCAAGAGCAAAGAAUAAAGGUACUAGAUCUCCCAGGGCCGCGACAUACAAAUUGAAGUUAUGCUGACGCUGUGCACGUACAACUAGUGACACAAGUGUCUCGUACUCUAUGAUGGAGUCCCAGAAAAGAAACCUCGGGCUUCUCCUCUUCCUCACUUCCUCCCAUGUAGACAUUGAUGUCUCAUCUAAGCACUGGGAAAAUGCCUCUCUCUCUAGUUUGUUCAGAGCCAGAGUGGUAACUUGAUGGGCAUGCCUGAAAAGAAAUCAUAUUGCCGUUCCCAAAUAGCUGUAAUUGUGACUAAAACAAAGGGGUUUUUCUCAGCAACUCUCUAAUUUUAGGUACAAUUAAAAACAAGUUUCGUUUGGUACAAAACACCAGACUCCACUAAACUUUGCACUCGCAGAAAAAUUAAAUAAUAGCUUAAUGAUUAAGCUUUACUGAUAUCACUCAUUCUUAUGACCACCCGGUGAGUGUUCACAGUCACUAUUAUUGUUCUCACUUCGCCCUACCUUGUUCUUGUUAAAUGCGUUGCUUUAAGGAAGGAAUCCGCCACACCAGAUAAGGCGACUUCAGCUUCACUAAGAACGGCAGUCCAGCCUGAUUUAUCCAGCAAAUCACCAAGCGUACUCCAUAGUGCCAUUUCGACGUGCAGACCACCUAGCAUGACGACAUACGCUUGCUCUCCAUGGGAGACGGGCCACUUCCAGUGAACCAACUUCGCCAAAGCAAAAAGGGGCUGGUCAACGGUGAUGGCAAGAACCUGAUUUGGGUUGAGAAAGGUUAUAGGGUCAAGGCAGGUGGGUGCUCUUCAGUCUGGGUUGAGGCGUGAUAUGCAGCCCAAGUCACUGUAUCACUAGAAGAAAUGGAUACUUCCUCCAAUUUUCGUAGAGAAUGCUCCACCCAAGUUACUUCCGUUUGUUUCUCUGCAGUCAUACAACUUACUGAUUCCGUCAUUACACACACUGGGACCACUGCUUUACUAGGAUCUACAAUUCCGGACAAAACUACUUGAGAAUUUUUACCCCUCCAUGCACACUAUCCAACGCAACGACACUAUUUCAAAAACAACUGAUUUGCGGUACCAAGUUCCCCUUCUCCCAGGUCAAUGUUGUUUCCUACAAAUGUUUAAGGAUCAGGGUUGCUUUAGAACACACAACAACAUUGCUUCCAAGGGGAGGGGGGAAGGGAGGACGCGGUAUAGCGAGAAUGUUAGGAAAAAUGGUCUGAGAAUGUGACAUUUUCUCAACAGUUUUGUCCAAGAUUGUGUGUACGGUGUUUUGCGUUUUGCGUUUUGCGUUUUCCAGCACGAAAAUUAUGAAUGACCAAACGAAAUGGUAUUAAUAAAAAACACUUUACAGAGGCUGUUUUGGACACGAAGUUUUACACCACAUGAUCUUCUCAUAGAAAAGUACGAGCUCUUUUUCGGUUUUUUAGAGUACCCUGCGAAAACAGAAAGAUUUUGCAAUAGUGGCUAUAACGCGUGCGCAUUGUUACCUUUUGUCCUGUUGUUCAAAGAUGGAAGGUUUAGAAAAUUCGCAAAGUAUUUUAUCGUUGUCAGAAGAGUUCGAAGAAGACCGGGAUGGCUCUUCUCUUAGUAGCCAAGACGUAAGGAGUGUUUAUCUCAUGACAUACAGUCAAGCCGAUAUGGACAAAUUUGCCAGACGGGAAGAUUUUGCAAGUGCAGUAGUAGAAUCGUUUUCUCAAGGACGUGCCAAAGUAAAGCACUGGUCAUGUUGUUUGGAAGAACACAAGAAUGGAGGAUUACACUUUCAUCUAGCUAUAAAACUAGACCGAAAUCAACGUUGGAUAUCAUCGAAAACAUAUCUACUUGAUGUGUACGGAAUAAGCGUUCACUAUUCAAAUCGGCAUUAUAAUUAUUAUAGUGCGUGGAAGUAUGUUACGAAGUCCGACGCAUGCUACAUCGAGAGUGAAGGACAUCCCCGUCUAGAUGACACGGAGCCACAGACAAGCUCUGCAAGCCGUUCGAGACGUCAACGUCGGAAAAGAAGUCGUGGAAAUACUACUAACUCGGAAAUAUCAAGCGCGGACGACGAGGAGGAAGAUAGCGACGGGAAGUCCACCGCUAAGGGGAGGAAAAAAAGGAGGAGACUUACCGCCUAUGAGGUGGGAGAAAUAAUUGUUCAAAGAAAUGUCACAACUCUUACAGAACUUCAAGCCUUAGCAUUUGAACAAAAAAAAGAAGGGAAGACGGAUUUGGCGGAAUUUUUAGUUAACCGCAACCCAAAGGUUGUCGCCGAUGUAUUACAAACUGCUUGGGAGAUCGAGAAUGCGCCCAAGAAGUUGGCACGGUCGCGCAAAAGUCGCAUGGACCUUCUAGAGGAUGCUAAAACUGGCUCCUGUGUAACAGGUUGUAAUGGUGAGUGGUUAACGUGUGCGCAACAAAUUUUACACAACAACGGCAUUUCUCUGGAAUUUUUCCGCACUGCUGUGAAGGAUUUACUGGUCAACGGGCGUGGAAAGUACAAAAAUAUUAUGUUAACAGGUCCAGCAAAUUGCGGGAAAACAUUUUUAUUGAACCCACUGACAACUAUCUACGACACAUUCAGCAACCCUGCAACAGGAACCUUUGCUUGGGUUGGGGUUGACAAAGCAGAAUGCAUUUUCCUCAACGACUUGCGCUGGUCUCCUCAAUUGAUCCCAUGGCAUGAUUUCUUGCUUCUACUAGAGGGUCAAACUGUACAUCUACCCGCCCCGAAGACCCAUUUCUCUAAGGACAUUACUGUGAAGUCCGAUACACCGAUUUUUUGUACUACUAAGUAUCCAAUUCUCUUUCUCAAAAAUGGCGUGCUAGAUCACCGAGAGACUGAGAUGAUGAAAGUACGGUGGAACUUGUUUGAGUUGAGUUACGUAAUCCCUCGGGAAUCGCAGCGCGUGAUCUCAUCUUGUGGGAAAUGUUUCUCCGAUCUGAUACUAGGUUAA
Porites evermanni is the source of this 4283-nucleotide messenger RNA. The record is from the annotation of a GenBank genome assembly. Lineage: Eukaryota; Metazoa; Cnidaria; Anthozoa; Scleractinia; Poritidae.